This is a messenger RNA of Siniperca chuatsi (mandarin fish), 3174 nucleotides long. RefSeq names its product zinc finger CCCH-type containing 3 (gene zc3h3). Gene Ontology annotation, cellular component: nucleus. Gene Ontology annotation, molecular function: metal ion binding. The transcript is spliced from 12 exons. The record is from RefSeq and is a predicted model, not a curated record. Lineage: Eukaryota; Metazoa; Chordata; Actinopteri; Centrarchiformes; Sinipercidae. Bases 96 to 2933 code for a protein of 945 amino acids.
CAGACCACGUUCUGUGAUUGGACAGUAUAACAUACAUCAUCCACAAGGGCCUGUUUUUGGUCGCUAUUUGAUGACGAAACGAUUAAGUUGUAAACAUGGAGGAGAGAGAAGCACUGAAGAGGCAAAUUGAACUUCUACAAAAUCUAAUCAAUGAACAUAAGAGCGUCCAUGGCGACACCCCGUUUGCAAGAGCUGAGCAGAGGCAUCCAGAAGCUCCAAUAUCAGCCAGAGGCAGAGGUCACAGCACAUCUGUCAUCGAUCCUGACAGCUCCAGAGGGAGACUAUAUGCUCCUCAGAGCCGUGGAAGUUGGAGGAAAACGUACUCGCUGAGAAACAAGAGCCCCCAGUCCUCUGCUGGACAUCCCUCAGCCUCUACCUCCUCUGUUCAUCAGUCUACUUCCCACAGUAUAUCUCACAGCGCCUCACUGCCCAGCCACAGCAGAGCAGAGGAAAGCGAUAGAGGCACUACUGCCACUUCAUCAUCAGGGAUCCCUCAACAGAAGAGAGGGGGACAUAUAAACAGCAUCGCAGGGAUAACGGGAGUUGCAACACAGAAGAAAAACACAAAUACUCUUAGAAAAACAGAGACAGCUGUGUCUCAGCAUGAAGAUGAAAAAGCAGGUUCAAGCUCAACAGGCACUAGUAUGCAACAUGAAACGCUUCACAGACAGACUCAAGAAUUUCAGCAGAGGGCUGAAAACAGGCGUGUAGUCCUGCCAGAAAAGAAAGUUAGUGGCUCUUCAGAAGCGCCUUCUUCAGUCAAGGCCAACACCUCGACCAGUUUGCAGAGCAGCCCUCAAGUACAGAUCAAACCUGCCUUGACAAGCAAAACCAGCACUGAGACUAAACGGGCCAUUACUACGACAACUCCAGCUAUUCUCGCGACUGGUAAUACCAUACCACCUAUCUCUGCUCUGUCUAAAGUAUCAAUACAACCUUCCAUUAACCCCACACCUCACACCAGCCAGGACCAAGUCAGUGCGUCUUUUUUGAAAAAAUCCAAGUUCACUUGGGUAAAGAGCAAGAAUGUGGGAGGAGUGGAGCCUAAACAAGCUAGCUUUAUUUCCUCACCCAAAGGCAAAGCUGUGACUGCUGCGCCCUCAUUCUCAAAAGCUGGAGUUGCCAGUGGAAGCUCCCCCUUAUUCUCAGUCAGUAAGAGAACCCCUGCCAAGAAGUUACCUCGAAAGCUAAGCCCGGUCACUUUACCCCCCAAGACCUCCAAGUACAAAUGGGUCUCCUCCUCUGCUGGAGCCCAAGUUAGAAUAUCUCGAAAAUCACUGUCUCCCAAAGCCUUGACCUUUUCCCAGAGAGCUCUGGAAAAGGGAGAGGCCGCUAAGAAACUCAGAGCAGCCUCCGCUCCCUCUGCUAAGAUGAAAAGGGGAUUUGCAGGUUUCUCUACCAACUCCUCACUGAGUAGCCGUUACCGCUGGAAGGCUGGAGGUCAGAGUACCUCUGCGGCAGUGACAGGAGGGGCAACAGUGGCCCGCCGUAGGUCUGCCUUCCACUGGACGUCAGAAAAAAGCAACAAAGGAGUGAGAGAAGGGCUUGUUGCUUCCCCAUCUGUAACCCAACGUACCUCCUUUCUGCCCUCCUCCUCCCCUGGUGGGUUCAAGCUCCGCAGCAGGAUGAAAAUCAUUAGGAAGUCUGCUAGUAGUGGAGGUGGGUCAGAGAAGGGGACUAGCCCAUCAGCAAUAAAGUACUCCCCGCGGAGCCGGAUCCACAGCUCCACCAGGACUCCCAUAGGAGUUAGGAGGACACCCUCCAGGGAGCUUGUGUCUUUUGGUAGACACAAGUUGAGGCGGCUCUCCCCUACCUUAUCAAGAACAAAUCCUGUCUCUCCCUCCCACCGUAGCCCCGCCUCCCAGCGGGUGUUCAGGACACGCUACAAGAUGGUGACCCGCCCGGGCACCAGCACCGCAAACACCCUCUACUACAACCCCACCCUCUCUUGGAGAGCCAAGAGGAUCCAAUCUGCCAGGAGUUUCCUUCAGAGCCGUCUGCGAGCUCCCCACGACAGACACCCGUCAUCCACUCAGCACUGGAGAGGAAGCAACAUGUGCUGGAUUCGUGGCUCCCUGUACCGGGUGUCAGCCAAUAAGCUGUCCCGCACCGUGGCGUCCAACAUGUCGAUCAAUCCAACAGGAAGGUCUUUCAGCAGCACCCAGGUCUCAUCAAUGUUUCCUGCUUUCAACCGACCCUCCAGUACUCGUCAUUUAGCCAGCCGUGCGGUCCAGCGGAGCCUUGCCAUAAUCAGACACGCUCGUCAGAAGAAGCAGCAGAAGCAGUACUGCAUGUACUACAACCGCUUCGGGAAGUGUAACCGUGGCACCAGCUGUCCUUACAUCCAUGACCCAGACAAGGUUGCAGUCUGCACCAGGUUUCUGCGAGGGACGUGCAAGCAGGCAGAUGGGACCUGUCCAUUCUCCCAUAAGGUGGCUAAGGAGAAGAUGCCGGUGUGUUCCUACUUCCUGAAGGGAAUCUGCAACAACAGCGACUGUCCCUACAGUCAUGUCUAUGUGUCCCGCAAAGCUGAAGUGUGUGAGGACUUUGUCAAAGGCUACUGUCCUGAGGGAGAGAAGUGUAAGAAGAAACACACCCUGGUGUGUCCUGACUUCUCUAAGGCGGGAUCCUGCCCUCGGGGAGCUCGCUGUAAGCUGCAGCACCGCCAACGAGCCAAACAAAACGCCAGCACCACCUCCAUCACCCCAGCAAAGAGAGCCCGAACCAAGGAGCUCUCUAAGAGGCCCCGCCUGUCUGUUGUCAUGCCGCAGGGCUCUCAGGCAGCUCCAGGGACGCCCUCCGAAGGUCCUCUGGCACUGCCAUCCUUUAUCUACCUUUCCAGCUCCCCAGAGGAGGCAGACACCCCAGACACACUGCUGGCUGAGACCUCACAGGCUAAAGAGAAAAAAUUGCAGAUCAAGCCUCGGCUUUGAGACUACAGAGACCAGCAGCGCUGGAGGUGAAAAACACUUCUCAAUGAUUUCUGUGCUCCAGGUUUGUCCAGACAGGUGUAUCUGUGUCUCUUCCCUCUGAAUGUCUUUCUUUACUCAGGACCUGAAAGUUUUAUCUUCUAUAUCUAUAAAUGUGUUACACAUAUCAAUUUGGGUGUUUACAAUACAGAUUUUCUCAUCAGAUUUUGUACAUUUUAAAAAGUCAAAUAAAAUAUCAACUGUU